Molecule: messenger RNA, 4808 nt
Organism: Caenorhabditis auriculariae
Lineage: Eukaryota; Metazoa; Nematoda; Chromadorea; Rhabditida; Rhabditidae
Source: the annotation of a GenBank genome assembly
AUGGAAAGGCUCAAAUCCCAUGAGGUCCACAUUAAUCCCUAAAAGGGGCACUUGAAAAAUUCAGAAGUCGGUUUCCUACGUUUCAAACGAUGCAUUCGUCUGGACGACCCAAAAUCCUGAUCUAGAGCUGGUCGAACCGCCCAUCUUGGUUGGAUUUCAAAAAAGAACUUUUUUUUAAAUUUCAUUUCCAGGCUUCGAUCAAUAGUAACUACCUAUGUUUCGGUCGAAAUGUAAGUCCCCGAAAAUGCGGAUUUACUCGGGAAAAUUCCAGGUAAACCGCCCACCUGAACGUCGGCAAGUCAUCGUUUGCAAUCAUGGCGACUUCCCAUUGGCCUAUAAAAUCAUGACAACCGAUAAUUAUUCGUAUUUUGUCGAUCAGGUGAUCAUAUUGGAUGUUUCUCAUGUUAGCUCAUGGUUGCACAGGUUUUUGGCGUCAUUCCGGCCAGUCGACUGCAAGGUCAUCCUUUUGUUCGAUGUCAACCGAUGGUCACUAUUCAUGUAAAGAUUUUUUUUUUAAUUUUUGGGGUUGCGUCGCGGUCGCGUUGCGGCUAAAGUUAGGCUUUUAGCCAUGUCAAAUGCGACCAAAGUUUCCCAUAGGGGAAUGAUAAAGAGAUCCAUAAAUGGGACUGAAGCAAGAAAAAAAGGUCAUCCUUUCAUUCGAUGUCAGCCGAUGGUCACUAUUCAUGUGAAGAUUUUUAAUUUUUUUGGGGUUGCGUCGCGGUCGCGUUGCGGCUAAAGUUAGGCUUUUUAGCCAUGUCAAAUGCGACCAAAGUUUCCCAUAGGGGAAUGAUAAAGAGAUCCAUAAAUGGGACUGAAGCAAGAAAAAAAGGUCAUCCUUUCAUUCGAUGUCAGCCGAUGGUCACUAUUCAUGUGAAGAUUUUUUAAUUUUUUGGGGUUGCGUCGCGGUCGCGUUGCGGCUAAAGUUAGGCUUUUAGCCAUGUCAAAUGCGACCAAAGUUUCCCAUAGGGGGAAUGAUAAAGAGAUCCAUAAAUGGGACUGAAGCAAGAAAAAAAGGUCAUCCUUUCAUUCGAUGUCAGCCGAUGGUCACUAUUCAUGUGAAGAUUUUUUUUUUAAUUUUUGGGGUUGCGUCGCGGUCGCGUUGCGGCUAAAGUUAGGCUUUUAGCCAUGUCAAAUGCGACCAAAGUUUCCCAUAGGGGAAUGAUAAAGAGAUCCAUAAAUGGGACUGAAGCAAGAAAAAAAGGUCAUCCUUUCAUUCGAUGUCAGCCGAUGGUCACUAUUCAUGUGAAGAUUUUUUUUUUAAUUUUUGGGGUUGCGUCGCGGUCGCGUUGCGGCUAAAGUUAGGCUUUUAGCCAUGUCAAAUGCGACCAAAGUUUCCCAUAGGGGAAUGAUAAAGAGAUCCAUAAAUGGGACUGAAGCAAGAAAAAAAGGUCAUCCUUUCAUUCGAUGUCAGCCGAUGGUCACUAUUCAUGUGAAGAUUUUUUUUUUAAUUUUUGGGGUUGCGUCGCGGUCGCGUUGCGGCUAAAGUUAGGCUUUUAGCCAUGUCAAAUGCGACCAAAAGUUUCCCAUAGGGGAAUGAUAAAGAGAUCCAUAAAUGGGACUGAAGCAAGAAAAAAAGGUCAUCCUUUCAUUCGAUGUCAGCCGAUGGUCACUAUUCAUGUGAAGAUUUUUUUUUUAAUUUUUGGGGUUGCGUCGCGGUCGCGUUGCGGCUAAAGUUAGGCUUUUAGCCAUGUCAAAUGCGACCAAAAGUUUCCCAUAGGGGAAUGAUAAAGAGAUCCAUAAAUGGGACUGAAGCAAGAAAAAAAGGUCAUCCUUUCAUUCGAUGUCAGCCGAUGGUCACUAUUCAUGUGAAGAUUUUUUUUUUAAUUUUUGGGGUUGCGUCGCGGUCGCGUUGCGGCUAAAGUUAGGCUUUUAGCCAUGUCAAAUGCGACCAAAGUGUUUCAAUGGAAGUAUUGGUAAAUUUUUAUGAGAUCUAGAAAUUUAAAGCGAAAAAAACCUUGCCUUGGCUCAAGCUCAUUAAAAACUUUGGAAAAACGAAUAUUUUCAGGUUAAUUGUCGACCUUUGAGCUGUUAUCCAGACGAGCAACAAGGAAAACAUUACAAUACGUUUGUUUUUUAAAUUGGGACGUCAAAAUUUUUCAAAAAAAUGUUCAAAACAAUUUUGCGGCGAUUCCACUCAUUUUUUCAGUGCGUGGGAUGAAAAACGAAAGAUGAAAAGUAGUUAAAAGUCGGGCGCAGAUUCAGGCGGGACUUGUCCAUUUUUCCCGCCCUUAGGAGCUUCAGAAUGGUCACUAUAGGGCAACCUUAGGGCCCCUUGAAGAUCCCUCUCUAGGGAACAAGUUACCAACCUCAAUAGGCGACUAAAGUUCGCAAAACUGGUCCCUAGAGGGGUUUCAGUUAGUGGCCUCUAUAGGGGACAUGCUAGUCGAUAAUUGUCAUGAACUCGAAGCGUAGAAGCAUUUCCAUGGAAUAACUGAAAAAAAAAAUGCGUUUUUUGAAUGAAAUUUAGAGACCCCUAUAGGGUCCACUUGAGCUUUAGGGGCUCAUUAAAUCCCUAAGUGGAUCACUUUUUCGGCCCCUCCAGGGGUUGUUUUCUUCCCUAACCACUGUAGGGACCACUUUAUAGGAAAAAAAAGUUUCAAGCUCAAUCCUCAAUUUUUAACAAGAACCCGCCCAAACUUCACUUUUUUUUCUUCCAGACCUCGAAAAGACAAACUUUUCAUCCUUCUGGCCCCCUACAUGAACAGUUCCUUCACGCCUGAGGCCAUUUUUCACAACGAGCGAUGUUAUGAGAAGCUCCGAGUUCUGCUCAACUUCACCGGAAGGCCUCCAGACCCGGAUAAUCGAUGUGAUUAUAUCGGAAGAUAUUCAAGAAAAUCUCGGAAAUUGAAGCGAAAUCGUUCCUGAUCCGUUCUGUGAGAGGCUGGGCGACUUGGGAGGUUCAGGAGCGGGGCGAUCGUUGCGACGGAAUGCAUAAAUGUUAGUGACGUCAUUUUAUCGAUUUUGUGACGUCAGAGUUUGAGAAAAAUCCUGGAGGAUGACUUGUUUAUCACUAUAGUCUGUUCUGAUUCCAAUUUUCAAGUUCUCGCUCAAGCUCCGCCCCCUAAUGGCGUGAUAAACCAAUCAGAGAGCGAGCCAUCUACCGAGCGUUUUCAAAUGACGUCAUUCAAAAAUCUGAACGGACUAUAACCGAACUUUAUUGAUUUGCUAAAAAUCGUUCUUGAAUAUGACGACGUCAUUGCAGUGAAAGGGAUUCUGGAGAAACAGCAGCGAAAAUUGAAAGAUUCUCGGGACAAGACGCCGAAGAAUUCACCGAGAAAGACACCGACGAAAGUUCGCGGCGAAAAAUCGCGAUCCAAAGCUGAAAGGUGGUCUUUUUCUCAGAAUAUCCUUGCUGGAAUAUCCACUUUUUCAGAGCUUCCAAAAAAGACCAAAAACCGUCCAAUAAACAGGAAUCGCAGAAAAACGCCGGGCAAGGGUAAUUUUUCUGCAUUUAUGACGUCUUUUUGCAAGAAAAAUGACGUCAUUCUAUAGAUAACUUCGAGUGAUCACAUCCUUUUACACAAAAAAUGUACACCGCUUUUCUCUAAUUUUUUUUCAAUUUUUAUCAAGUCUUGACGUCAUUUUUGAUUCUAUAUUAAAGGCGCAUGUUCACUGGCUCAUGAGACGAAUCGUUUUUUAUUGAAAUUUUUUGUUGCCGUGUCCAAAGUGAUUCCGUGAAAUUCAAAAUAGCCGCCAAAAAGUGUAAAAUUUAACUGAAUUUUGCGAAAAUUACUUUUAACGCGUGUGCGAGAGCGCCGCGGAGCAUGCACACUAUACACUAAACUUUACGGACAAAAAAAAAAUUCAGGCGGGGCGUCGCUAAAAAACGCCGUAAUAUAAUUUCGAAGGAAAUCAUGAUUGUCUCAAAAAAAAUUUUCCGUUUCAAAUCAGCUUUUUCUUUGGAAUGUCCAUUUUUUCAGAGCUUCCAAAAAAGACCAAAAACCGUCCAAUAAACAGGGAUCGCAGAAAAACGCCGGGCAAGGGUAAUUUUUCUGCAUUUAUGACGUCAUUUUGCAAGAAAAAUGACGUCAUUUUAUAGAUGGCUUCUGACGUUGUGUUUUAAUGCUAUCUUUGAGUGAUGACAUCAUUUUCAACAGAAAUUUGAACCAAUUUUUCAUCAAUUAUUUCAAUUUUCACAACUUCGUGACGUCAUUUUCGAAUUCUAUAUUAAAGGCGCAUGUUCACUGGCUCAUGAGACGAAUCGUUUUUUUUUUUGUUGCCUUUUUUUUGUUGCACGCGAUUUUUUGUUGCCGUAUUCAAAGUGAUUCCGCGAAGUUCAAAAUAGCCGUCAGAAAAUGAAAAUUAUAACUGAAUUUCGAGAAAAUUACUUUGAACGCAUGUGCGAGAGCGCCGCGGUGCAUGCACACUAUACACUAAACCUCACGGACAAAAAAAUUAUGGGCCCCGCGUCGCUAGAAAAAAAACGCUGUGAUAUCCUUUUAAAGGAGUCAUUAUUGUAUCAAAAAUUUUAUUUUUUCCGCUAAAAAUCAGCUUUUGUUUUGGAAUGAUGUCAGUCAGGUGAUGAAGAUUUUUCGAUUCCUUCCAUAUUCUUUAAAUUCCAUACAAUUUUUCGCCCAAAGAAUUUUUCUUGCUGAAAAAUCCCAUUCCGUGUUGGAAACCUAAAAAUUUCAGUUCUGACCCGAAAACGGUUUCGGCCCGGCCCCCCACGCCGGAAUUCACGCAAACUAUGAAUAGUCUCGUCGAAGCGUGAGUUUCUUUUUUCUUCUGUUGACCAAGUCGUUUGCCUGUAUUUCAGAAAAACACAAUCAGAUUCACAGAGCCAAAGCCCAUUCAACGCGAAUUCUUGA